GUGCCACCCAUGGAGAACUACACAAUGGCUGGACGCACAUACCGCUACUAUGGGGACGAGGCUCCGCUGUACCCAUUUGGCUAUGGUCUCUCGUUUACCACCUUUCAGUACAGCGAUUUGAUACUAGGUGCUGAUGUUCUGCCCAUUUGCGAAAACCUAACUGUCUCGGUGGUGGUGAAGAACAUUGGCUCCAGAGAUGGCGAGGAGGUGGUGCAGCUCUACCUCCGUUGGGGAAAGGCAUCAGUACCAGUCCCCCGUUGGCAGCUGGUUGGCUUCCAGAGGGUCCUGGUGCCCCAGGGACAAGCCGUCAAGGUGCCCUUCCUGCUUUCCUUCAGCCAGAGAGCCGUAUGGGCUGGGGAAUGGCAGUUGGAGCCGGGCACUUUCACCCUUUUUGUCGGUGGGCAGCAGCCCUUCCAAGAAACCCGGGCCCCUUCCAACAUCCUUCAAGCUGAUUUCACAGUUUCGGGAAGCACACGCAAAAGAAGCCAAUGCUAAGCACUGUGACUUAUAGAAAACACAGUAAAAAACAAUGCGGGCGCUCGUGAAGUUAAGUGAAUGUAAUUACAUUAAGGCAGACCACAUUUGGAGUGAAGAGAAUCCAGUAUAUGAUACGAUGCUUCCCAAAGUGGGACUGACACGGCCAUGGAUUGGUAUACCUUUUACCAGCAUUGUUUGUGGAACAGUUUGCGAUGGAAUAUAGGCAAAGGGCUUCCGGGGAAAAUACAAUAUUGUUUUCUGAAACAAACCAAUGUGUUCAUUUUU
Messenger RNA from Anolis sagrei ordinatus, 762 nucleotides. The record is from RefSeq and is a predicted model, not a curated record. Lineage: Eukaryota; Metazoa; Chordata; Lepidosauria; Squamata; Anolidae.